CCCCACACAACCUAGGGCAAACUGGUCUCGUCUCAGCCAUUGCAAAUCCCAGAUGGCCCGAGCAAUUCCAACACAUGUACAACCUAGAGAGGAAACAGAGCACACAAUGGAGUUGGAGAGGGGGGCCUGCAGUGAGAGGGUGGCUUGUGUCUUCCUCCAUCCUCCUCCCUCCCCCUCUAAAACCCCACCCUGUACCCCCUUCUCUUGAACCCUUCCUUUUCUUCCUUCCCCACAGCUUCCUCUCUCUACAAUCUCUCUCCCCUCCUAAGGAUCCAAGAGGUAUCAUUGCUGCUCUUCUCAUCCAUCUCCAAUCCCAAAACAGCUCAGGGAAUUCCCCUUCUCCUGCUCUGGUGUUCUUGCUACCUCCCUGCUCUGCUUCUUGACCUCUUCUUGCCACAGAGGAGUACAGCAGAAUAUUUUCAUUUCAUCUUUUUCCAAGGUGUUCUUGGUGACCCAGGUGGAGGCAAAGUGCGUGGGUUCUUGAUUAGUUUUUGCCUUUGGAGUUUGCCCAUGCCCCAAGGAUGUUGGUGUAGCUUUGGUUGACACUUUGUUUGUCCCUUGGAACGCCUCAUUUUCUCCAAAGAUAGCAUUUUUCAGCUGCCUUCUUCUUCUUCUCCAUCUUGCAAGGCAGCAGGAACUUUCACAAACAAGGAAAUUCCUCGGUUUCCUUGUUUAAUCAUCGCAAGAAUUCAGAGUCGUGGGGUUUAGAGGUUUAGACAUUUCUCGGUCUUGUGUUCUUGGGUUGAUCGUUCUGGAAUUAAUCCAAGAAUAGCUGGAAUUGUUCUUUCACCUUCCAAGAAGACGAAGUGACAGCAGUAUUGUUGUCGAGGCGUUGCAAUGUCGUCUUCCUGCAUACCAACCGGCCUGCGGCUGGACCUGGACAUGGUCAAGGCGGCGGCGUCGCCGGGCGCGCACUCGUCGCCGCUGCGCCCGAUGCACUCGUCGCCGUCGUCGACACUGUCGGAGGCGUCGAACGCGUCGUCGUCGGCGAUGUCCGUGUCGCUGAAGCGCGCACGCGCACCGCGGAAGCGGCCGAACCAGGCGUACAACGAGGCCGCCGCGCUGCUCGCGUCCAUCCACCCAUCCGUCUUCCCCGUCAAGAAAAGCCCCAAAACGGCGCCACAACCGCCGGCGCGGCAGCUCUCCGGCCUCUCGGCGGCGUUUGACCCCUCCUCCGACCUCCUCCCGCCGCUCCCAGUACUCGCCGACUCCGCAUUCCUCCUCCGGGACAUGCCAGCGCCGUCGCCGCAGCCGCAGAGCCCGUCCGGCGCCAAGAACUGCUCGUCGCCGGCUCCGGUGAGCAGCGUGUUCCGGGACUUCCGCGACCCGACGCCGUCUCCGGCGAGCCCCGACACUGUCAACGAGCUUGGCGAAAUCGACUUCGACGACGACUGCUUUGACGCUGAGUCCAUUCUCGACGUCGAUGAGGCCACCGCCGGCGGCGCGGCUGAGGGCAUCGACAGCAUCAUGGGUAGCCUCACGGUGGAGAGCAACACAGCCACCACGUCCGAUGACUCCAUCCUGUCCAGCUCCGGCAUACACCCCUACCUCAGGAGCCUCAUGGUGGUCGGCCUCGCUGGCAGGUUCGAACUCGGCCUCGGGUUCCGGCACGGCGCUCGGCCCAACCUCAACCGUGCACUGAAGCGGCGGGACGACGACGGCGCCUGGUGGAUGUGGCCGGCCGUGCCGGUGAAGGACUUAACGGUUGCACCGCCGCCGCCACCAACACCGACAGCGUCGAACACCGCAAUGCCGCAGGCACCAGCGGCGCCAGAGAAGAAGAAAAGCAAGAAAAAGAAGGUGGUGAAGGUGGAGAAGGUGAUGGCGAAGGGGAAGGAGGAGUUGCCCAACGCGAAAUGCAAGGAGGAAGCCGACGGCUCAGUGGAUGCUGCUGAUGGCGAUGCCGAUGCUGACAGCAUGCCGACCAAGGCGCCAAAGACCGGGUUGGGGCUGAAGCUGGACACCGAUGAGGUGCUCGUAGCGUGGUCCGACAAAGGGUCAAUGUUCGCCGAGGGCAGCGUGCCGGAGUCGCCGACGUCGGCCGCCGACGCUCGGGCUAAACUUGCAGACAUUGACCUGUUUCCUGAGAAUGGAGCUGGUGGUGGCAUCAGGGAAGCCAGUGUCUUGAGGUACAAGGAGAAGAGGCGCACCCGGCUGUUCUCGAAGAAGAUCCGGUACCAAGUGCGGAAGGUGAACGCCGACUGCCGGCCUCGGAUGAAGGCAAGCACUAGAACCGAUUAGAAAGCAUAAAAGAUCUAUUCGUAAGGGAAGGUUUGUUAGGAGCCCAUCUCUUCUUCAGCAAGCCCUGGAGGAAGAGAGCUAGACAGUGAUACUUGCUAGCCUUUUUAUCAGCACCUUUUUGGCCUUUUAGUUUUUCAUUAGCUAAGAGAUGUGAGUGAGAAUUUUCCCCGCUUUGUCUUUUUUUUGGAGUUUUGCCUUGGAGACGAUAGAGAUGCUUUAGAGUGAGUUGUCGUGGUGGUCACAUAGUUUGUCUCAAGUUUAAAAUGUGAGGUAAAGGAAGGAAAUAAAGUGAUGUUAGAAUAUACAGUCA
Messenger RNA from Phragmites australis (common reed), 2551 nucleotides. RefSeq names its product protein CHLOROPLAST IMPORT APPARATUS 2-like. Gene Ontology annotation, biological process: regulation of DNA-templated transcription. Gene Ontology annotation, cellular component: nucleus. Gene Ontology annotation, molecular function: protein binding. The coding region runs from base 838 to 2241 and encodes 467 amino acids. NCBI's taxonomy places the organism in Eukaryota, Viridiplantae, Streptophyta, Magnoliopsida, Poales, Poaceae. The transcript is spliced from 3 exons. The record is from RefSeq and is a predicted model, not a curated record.